This is a messenger RNA of Caenorhabditis bovis, 564 nucleotides long. Lineage: Eukaryota; Metazoa; Nematoda; Chromadorea; Rhabditida; Rhabditidae. The record is from the annotation of a GenBank genome assembly.
AUGACUGAACCAUCAAUUUGCAUGAGGCUUCGAGAUGUGCUUGAAAGACCUCGCGAGAGGAAACUUUCUAAUUUCUUAUGCUAUAUUCUUUUCCUUGCUUCACUUUUUAUUGCGGCCGCUUUCUGCUUCAAAUUGGCUCUCGAUGAUCUGGAAGAGUUCGAAGUGGAAUUGAAGGAAAUAUCAGUCAUGUUCCAGCAAAUCAUCUCAUUGUUCAAGAAUGUUGCCAGAAAUCGGGCAUGCAAAAUCGUUUCUUUAAUCAUCUGUCUGAUGAUUGCUUGUGCAAUGAUAUUCUUAAGCUUCGCGCUAGGCCUUUAUGGAUUCAAAUUUAAACCUGGUUUUUUGCCAGGUUUGAAUGAGGAGAACAUCGACGUUUUCAACGAAGCUCUGAAAACCGUCAUUCCUUUUAUCAGUAUCGCCAUGUUUGUUGGUGGUGUUGCGCUUGCCUUCUGGACGAUAUUCGUAAUUGGGGCACUUUGCCAAAAGCCGCCAAGUAGCACCACAGCUAGAGUAUCAUGCAAGAAUAUCCUUUUCGACAUCGUCAUCACGGAAAUCAUCGAAUCGUAA